This is a messenger RNA of Ctenocephalides felis (cat flea), 522 nucleotides long. Its product is annotated as protein phosphatase 1 regulatory subunit 12B-like. Bases 1 to 465 code for a protein of 154 amino acids. Gene Ontology annotation, molecular function: phosphatase regulator activity; protein kinase binding; enzyme inhibitor activity. The record is from RefSeq and is a predicted model, not a curated record. Lineage: Eukaryota; Metazoa; Arthropoda; Insecta; Siphonaptera; Pulicidae. Gene Ontology annotation, cellular component: cytoplasm. The transcript is spliced from 7 exons.
AUGAAUGGAGAGUUCGGGAAGAGGUCACACAGUUUGAAUUCUUUGGCUGGUUCUGAAGGAUAUGCUAGUGGUUCAGAAAGAUCUAGCCGUUCACGAUUGGGUUCGUCUACGUCACUGGUGGACGACAAUGACGUCACCGAAAAUGGAAGUGACGUCAUUGAUUACAAAGCCCUGUGGGAGAGCGCAAAAGCUGACAAUGAGAGGCUACAAGAGCAACUGAAGAAACGCAACGAGGAACUAAAAGAUGCCAAAGCCACCAUCGAUCGAGUCACCAAUGUAACAAACAAAGGCGCCUUAUCGGAAUUAGAAAAACGUGAAAAGCGCGCGAUGGAGAGAAAGUUGUCAGAAAUGGAAGAGGAACUUAAACAAUUGCAAAAAUUGAAACACGAAAAUGAACGUUUGAGGGCUGAGAAUCGAGCACUCACUCGUGUCGUCAGCAAACUUACAGCCAAUGCUAAUAAAUAGCACUUGGAACUGCUGAAAACUGAAAACCAGAGACUCAAAGACGAGAACGGCGCCCUC